Messenger RNA from Rhodofomes roseus, 2957 nucleotides. RefSeq lists its product as uncharacterized. The transcript has 5 exons. The record is from RefSeq and is a predicted model, not a curated record. The coding region runs from base 48 to 2837 and encodes 929 amino acids. Lineage: Eukaryota; Fungi; Basidiomycota; Agaricomycetes; Polyporales; Fomitopsidaceae.
CCUCGCCCGCCGUGCGCCCGCCGCGCUCUUCACAGCCGUCGUCGCCCAUGGCCACGCCCGACGCCGCCCGCACUGCGCCCUACCUCACCCACAUCGUCACCCACCACGGCCAGCUCACCCUCAUCCCGCCCCAGAACGCCGGCCGCAUCCGCAGCCCCAGGACCAAGAAGAAGCGCCAGCCCGACCCCGACGACGAGCCUCGCUUCACCACCGCCGUCCCCCCGUCCGCCUCCAGGCGCAUCCGCCCGCCGAGCCCGCCCCAUGCCCGCCCGCGCAGGGAGCCCGCCCCGCAGCCCGCGAGGCCUGCCGCCGAUCCCCUGCUCGAUGUGAUGGACACGCCUGUACCCGACUACCCGCCGCCCUCCUUCCAGGAAGCAAUCCUAGCAUCGCCGUCUGCGUACACCCUCCCGUCCUCGACCUAUGCCAACUCCUCCUACGCGACUUCCUCCUACUCUGCGACCCCCCACACAAGCCCGCCGGCUUCCCCAGCCGCCGAAUCGCGCUCUCUUGUCCGCGACCUCUCGCCCUCUCGCUACUCGCCCUCUCUUGUCCGCGACAUCUCGCCCUCUCGCUACUCGCCCUCUCUUGUCCGCGACAUCUCGCCCUCUCGCUACUCGCCCUCUCUUGUCCGCGACAUCUCGCCCUCUCGCUACUCGCCCGCCCUCGUCCCCGUCCGCCGCUCCCCGCGCUCUCUCGACCCACCUUCGUCAGCCGUAUCUGGCCCGUCCGACGACCCGGGCUCGGAUUCAGACGACUCCAGCGUCGAGCUGCUCGGCCUCGAACCCGAGCAGCACUGGGAAGCCGAUCGCAGCACCGGCCUCAACCUCCACCAGCGCGUUCAGCGGGAGUUCGUCCGCCAGCGCGCCGCCGAGUCCAGCACGACCGUCAACCUCCUCCGCGAACCCGCCUCUCCCAGCCAUCACAGCACGAACACAUCGCCGUCCUCGACGCGCCCGCGACGGUGCUCACAUUGCGGGUCGCUGCGCCCUGCAGAUGCCGACGGAGAGGUGCAGAGUGGCGAGGAUGAUGAACCCGGUGCUCGAGGCAACAGCGGCGAGUGUUCGAUCGAGAGACGCCGCCGCGUGAAGGCACACCAGUCUCUCGGUCUCCCUGUACGCGAUGCAUCCCCACCGCCUUCGCCCGCGUCGACCAUCGACGCGCCUGGGUUCAGUCCCUGGGCGAGCACCGCAACGCUACUGAGUAGCGCGUUCUCCACGCACAAGCCCGCUCCGGUGUCUAUUGGCAAUAGCGGGAACAGCGUCAAGCGGAAGGAGAGCGUGGGGCUGCGGAAGCUGUUCAUGAAGGGGAAGGAGAAGGCACGGGAGCACGAGAGGGGGCGGGAGCGGGGCGGCGAGAAAGACAGGGAUGCAGCAGACCAUGGUGAGCCGAGGUCUCCCUCGUCUGCCGACGACUUGCAGUCUUGGGAGGAGAUCACUCCUUCCGAGGCUGAGGUGGACGGAACGUCGGCGCCCAAGAAGGAGAAGCAACCCAAGACAAGGGAGCGACCACCGCAAGAACGAGCAACACCUACCCUUGCACCUGCCCCACGGCCGGCGCGGCGUAACCAAUACGUCUCGCCGUACCCCCUUUCACAGCCUUCCCUCUCGCACGUCCCAUUUCCGCCGGAGAAGGUACGCCCGCCACCAAGCCCAUCGUCGUCUUCGGCCGCCGAUGCGCUCGGACGCCCCCUCGCGCCCGUCUCCCCAACACGGCCCCAUCCGCCUUCGCGCCUGGCGAGGGAGACGCACCUGUCUUCGCCGACGCGACUGGAGGGCCCACCACCGCUUCCGAGACUUCGUCCGCCGCGCGACCGCAGCCCGCUCAUCGGCCGCUUCCGACGCCCCGAGAUCGACGCGCCCUGUCCGACCUCGAGGAUGUCGAUCGAGCCGUCCGCGUCUGUGACUGGCCUGAGUGAGAGCAGCUCGGGCUCCUCCAUGACAUUGGCAGACACUCGUGCGGGCGACGACGGUCGAGGGGUCUCGCCUCCCUCCGACCCGUCGUCACAGAGGCCCGGAACUACACAGGAGGUCGCCGGCGCGAGCGCAGUACCCACCGCUCGUCUGCCGUCGCCACUGUCCCUGCAGCCGUUGCGAGCCCCGCAGACGACCGUAGCGCCCGACGUCGACGCAGCGCCUUCGCUCACGGCCAACGCCUUGGCUCUUCAGCCUGUCCAACAAGGCAGUGCGACGCUGCCAGUCACACCGACUACACCGACGACGCCUACGGGGCACCACUAUCCCGGCCGACCGCUUCCUCGCCCGCCGACAUCCUCCACCCCCAGCUCGCCUGUGCUCAGCGUCAGGCCGAUGACUCCAAACAUGUCCACCACGAGAGACAACGAGGUGGAAGCCUUGCCCGCACCCGCGGCGACCUCCAAUGAUGUUGUGGGUGACUCGAGGCCUCGUCCGGAAUGGUCGAACUACACCGAUCUCGACGUCUUCAUAGCCCGCCUCGAUGUCGGCAGCCAGCCAGAUGACGGGCGCAACUACGAGGAUCUACUGCGAGUGUCCGAGUUCGUCGGCCCUGCAGCCGCUCCGUCAGCCCUGUCUCCGACCCCCACUUCCGCCGAACAACCAUUGGUAGGUCGGAUCGAGGUCGAGCGCCGUCGCAUUACCAAGGACGGCCGCGUCAAGCUGAAGCUGACCUUGCUCGGGGUGGUCGUCGACAAAUGUGGGAUUUGUUUGUCGCAAUUCAAGGACGAGGAGCUCGCGGCGCUAGCUCCCAUGUGCCAACAUUCGUUUCAUGAGAAGUGCCUGCGGCGCUGGCUUGCCAUGAAACAUACCUGUCCGAUAUGCCGUGUAACUCUUUCCCUGGAUAUGUCUGCUCAAGUCAUAUGAGACAUUGCUGUACAGUUGUCCCCUGUAGGAAUAUUGGCUUGGUACGGGACGAGGAGCGCUAGCGCUACGCUCAUCCCGAUUCGCCGCGCCGAGACCUUGCUUCUAGUAUGCGAGUUAGCC